Nerophis lumbriciformis (worm pipefish) is the source of this 8912-nucleotide messenger RNA. RefSeq names its product neurobeachin-like. Lineage: Eukaryota; Metazoa; Chordata; Actinopteri; Syngnathiformes; Syngnathidae. The record is from RefSeq and is a predicted model, not a curated record. Gene Ontology annotation, biological process: intracellular protein localization. Gene Ontology annotation, cellular component: membrane; cytosol. Gene Ontology annotation, molecular function: protein kinase binding.
UUUUAAAGCUUAAUUUUACCAUGAUUUUAAGCUAUUUAUGGAUUACAUUGACUAUUCGGUGCUACAAAUUGAAGUGAAUGGAACCUGAAGCGCCGGACGCUUCAUAAAGCAGCCGACAGGGGGCGUGAAAAGCAUCACCGACCCAUUGAAUGACAUCCAGCUGAGUGGGAUGGAGCACGGUGCGGGUUAGUUCACCGACUGGCACCGGCAGCAUACUCCGGACCCCCCAGGAUUGACAGACCAGGCUUUACGCAGUGGUUCCUCCCCACGGGCUUUCUCUCCUCUCUUUCCCGGUACUCUUCUGGAGCUCCGCUGGGACAUUGUCUGAAAAGCAGCCCCGGACGGUCGCUCAGCUCGGGUGGACGCCACCGGCGAAACGAGGCACCAUGCCGGGCUCGGUGCCCAUCACAUGCCGACCACCUCCGCCAGGUCACAGGCACCACGCAGCUCAAGGCGCAGAAACAGCAGCGAUGUCCGGCGCAGGUUCACUGGUGCUCCCCGCUGGCAUCAUCGACCCUUCUGUGCCAAUUCGUGACAUUAAAACCAAAUUUCUCGUUCUCACUGGACUAAUUCAAGCUGGAGAGGUUAGCAACCGAGAUAUAGUUGAAACUGUCCUUAAUUUGUUGGUGGCUGGCGAGUUCGAUUUGGAGACCAACUUCAUUAUCCAAGACGCGGACGGCAUCGGCUGCCUGCCGGCGCUGCUGGAACACUGCGACGUCACCUGCCAGGCGGAAAUCUGGAGCAUGCUCACGGCCAUGCUACGGAAGAGCGUGCGCAACCUGCAGAUGAGCACGGAGGUGGGCCUGAUCCAGCAGCUGCUGCUCAGGAUGAGCUCGGUGGACGACAUGAUCGCAGACUUGCUGGUGGACAUGCUGGGAGUGCUGGCCAGCUACAGCAUCACGGUGACAGAAGUGAAGCUUCUCUUCAGCAUGCUGCAAGGGGAGGGCGGCCUUUGGCCCAGACAUGCCGUCAAGAUGUUGUCGGUGCUCAAUCAGAUGCCGCAGAGACACGGGCCAGACGCGUUCUUCAACUUCCCCGGCCGCAGUGCAGCUGCCAUCGCUUUACCUCCGAUCGCCAAGUGGCCUUACCAGAACGGCUUUACGUUCAACACCUGGUUCCGGAUGGAUCCCUUGAACAACAUCACCGUCGACAAGGACAAACCCUAUCUUUACUGCUUUCGCACCAGCAAGGGUAUCGGCUACUCCGCACAUUUUGUGGGCAACUGCCUGAUUGUCACGUCCCUCAAAUCCAAAGGAAAAGGUUUCCAGCAUUGCGUGAAAUAUGAUUUCCAACCAAGGAAGUGGUACAUGAUCAGCGUCGUUCACGUCUACAGCCGCUGGAGGAACAGCGAAAUCCGUUGCUACGUCAACGGCCAACUGGUUUCCUACGGAGACAUGGCCUGGCACGUCAACACUAACGAUAGUUACGAUAAAUGUUUUCUGGGAUCCUCGGAGACGGCCGACGCUAACAGAGUUUUCUGCGGACAGCUGGGAGCAGUCUACGUGUUUGGCGAGGCUCUGAAUCCCGCACAGAUCUUUGCCAUCCAUCAGCUGGGCCCAGGCUAUAAGAGCACGUUCAAGUUUAAGUCUGAGAGCGACAUCCACCUAGCGGAACAUCACAAGCAAGUCUUGUAUGACGGCAAGCUGGCCAGCUCCAUCGCCUUCACUUAUAACUCCAAGGCCACCGAUGCACAACUCUGUCUGGAGUCUUCGCCCCGGGAAAACUCCUCCAUCUUUGUCCACUCGCCCCAUGCACUUAUGCUACAGGAUGUGAAAGCCACAGUGACUCACUCCAUCCACCGCGCCAUCCACUCCAUCGGCGGCAUCCAGGUCCUCUUCCCUCUGUUUGCUCAGCUGGACUACCAUCAGUUAAACGACAGCCAAGUGGAGACCACUGUAUGCGCUACUCUGCUGGCCUUUCUGGUGGAGCUGCUGAAAAGCUCUGUUGCCAUGCAGGAGCAGAUGCUUGGAGGAAAGGGCUUUUUGGUGAUUGGAUACCUCCUAGAGAAGUCGUCACGGGAGCACAUCAGCAGGUCAGUGCUGGAGCAAUUCCUCGCCUUCGCUAAAUAUCUCGACGGGCUCACGUUCGGGGCGCCACUGCUCAAACAGCUAUGUGACCACAUCCUGUUCAACGCUGCCAUCUGGAUCCACACCCCUGCCAAGAUCCAGCUGGCUCUCUACUCGUACCUCUCCUCCGAGUUCAUUGGCACGGCAACCAUGUACAACACCAUUCGACGAGGAGGCACGGUGCUCCAGCUAAUGCACACUCUCAAGUACUACUACUGGGCCAUCAACCCUGCAGACGGCAGCUGCAUCAUCCCGAAGGGUUUAGAUGGUCCAAGGCCGACCCAGAAAGAAAUCAUCUCUCUGCGGGCGUUCAUGCUUCUCUUCCUCAAGCAACUCAUCUUGAAGGACCGAGGUGUGAAGGAGGACGAGCUGCAGAGCAUCCUCAACUAUUUGUUAACAAUGCAUGAGGAUGAGAACCUGCACGACGUGUUACAGCUGGUGGUCGCCCUCAUGUCUGAGCACCCCGCCUCCAUGAUCCCCGCUUUUGACCAGAGGAAUGGAAUACGGGUGAUCUAUAAACUCAUGGCCUCCAAGAGUGAAAGCAUUCAAGUGCAAUCCCUCAAAGUGCUGGCGUACUUCCUCAAGCAUUUGGGACACAAGAGAAAGGUGGAGAUCAUGCACACUCAGAGCCUCUUCACCCUGCUGGGAGAGAAGCUGCUGCUGCACAGCGGCGCCAUGACAGUGACCACCUACAACACGCUGUAUGAGAUUCUCACCGAGCAGGUGUGUACGCAGGUGGUCCACAAACCGCACCCUGAGCCUGACUCCACUGUGAAGAUUCAGAAUCCGGUGAUCCUCAAAGUGAUAGCGACUCUAUUGAAGAACUCUGCCCCCGGCCCAGAGCUGAUGGAAAUCCGCCGCCUCUUCCUUUCCGACAUGAUCAAACUGUUUAGCAGCAGCCGAGAGAACAGACGAUGCCUGCUCCAGUGCUCCGUGUGGCAGGACUGGAUGUUUUCCCUGGCCUACAUCAACCCCAAAAACAGCGAGGAGCAGAAGAUCACAGAGAUGGUCUACAACAUUUUUCGUAUCCUACUGUACCACGCCAUCAAGCACGAGUGGGGGGGCUGGCGCGUGUGGGUGGACACCCUCUCCAUCGCCCACUCAAAGGUGACAUAUGAGGCCCACAAGGAGUACCUGGCAAAUAUGUAUGAGGAGUACCAGCGUCAGGAGGAGGAAAACAUCAAGAAAGGCAAGAAGGGUUUGGUCAGCACCAUCUCAGGUCUGUCUGCUCAGACCUCUGGCAUCAAAGGUGCGGUCGAGAUCGGAGAAAUAGAUCCAAACUCCCAGUCGCCGGGGAGCCAGGGGGAAUACGACGGCGUGGACUCCCUGGCGGAAGGGCGUGGUCUACAAAAUGCAGCAGACGGCGUCAGCGUGGAAGUCCAGCAUCUUCUGGUGGACAUCAAGGCAGAGAAGGUGGAGGCUACAGAAGUAAAGAUGGACGACAUGGACACUCCGGGAGGCUCCGAGAAUGGAGCGCUAAUGGAGGUGGACUCACUGCUGGAUAACGUUUACUGUGCCGCAGUGGGGAAGCUGAGCGGUGUGUUGCUGCCAAAGAGCAGCGUAGACGAGCAGAGCGCGCCUCCUCUCAUCACGCUGGACGAUGACAAAGAAGGCGUCCCUCACAGCAACAAUUUCUUGUUCUGCGAGGCCAACGUGGAAAAUGCUUUGCUGCCCGACUUGAAUCCAGCUCAACCCUCAGCGUCAUCUGACCCACAACCGCCAUCUUCCUCCAGUGCCAGCAGUGGACUGGGCCUUCUGGCUCACAUGACCGGAAGCUCCGACUUUGUGUCCUUACCCAGCAUUUUGGAAAAGGACGAGUUGGAACUCCAGGCAGCUUUGGAGGGCAUCGACCAUGUGGCCGCCGCUCAACUUAAGGCUCCGACCUCCCGCACAAGUCCGGAAGCGAGCCACGGAAGGGUUGUGGCGCCCUCUAAAGGUGACAUUCCAGCUGCUUGGAGCAGGAACACGGUUCAUGUGAACGCCACAAACAACACCUCGGAUGAGGACGGGAAGGAGAUGAAGAUUCUGACAACAGCGACCACACGGAGUCUAAGCGGCCGCCUUGCCGCUCCUGUGGACAGUUUGGACUUCAGGGGUGCGCCCAUGUCGGAGGACCAGCGGCGUCAGUUCAGCCCAGGCCCUCGCACCACCAUGUUCCGCAUCCCCGAGUUCAAAUGGUCGCCUCUGCACCAGAGACUGCUGGCCGACCUGCUGUUCGCCCUGGAGAGUGAUGUCCAUGUGUGGAGGAGCCACUCCACCAAGUCCGUCAUGGACUUUGUCAACAGCAGCGAGAACAUCAUUUUUGUCCACAACACCAUCCACCUCAUCUCACAGAUGGUGGACAACAUCAUUAUCGCUUGCGGGGGAAUCCUCCCUCUGCUCUCAGCUGCCACCUCUCCUUCUGUGGAGAACAUAGAGGCCACGCAGGGCAUGUCCUCGGAGACCGCCAUCACUUUCUUGUCCCGUCUGAUGGUCAUGGUGGACGUGCUGGUCUUCUCCAGCUCGCUCAAUUUCAGCGAGAUCGAGGCAGAGAAAAACAUGUCUGCCGGCGGCCUGAUGCGUCAGUGCCUGAGACUCGUGUGCUGCAUGGCUGUGAAGAGCUGUCUGGAGUGCAGGCAGAGACACGCAGACUUGGGGAGAAAGAUGUCUGUUCCCAACAACAACAAAAGCCAGGAAAUGCUGCUGAAUGCCGUGACCCCCGGCAAGGACCCUGAUCGCCUCUUGCAGGACGUGGACAUCAACCGCCUGCGUGCUGUGGUGUUUCGUGACGUGGACGACAGUAAACAAGCUCAAUUUCUGGCUUUGGCUGUGGUCUACUUCAUCUCCGUCCUCAUGGUGUCCAAGUACCGAGACAUCCUGGAGCCGCAGCGUGAGACUGCCAGGACAGGCAGCACGCAUCGGGACGUCAACUCCCCUAUCGUCACAGAACCACCACAGACCUUUACCAACAGAAGUGACCACUCUUCACCACCGGAGGAGCCGUUCCUCCGCCAAGCCGACUCGAAUAUCGCGGCGGAGCAGGUCGUCCGCGUCGUUAAUGGAUCCGUCGCGGGUUACGGCCCAGACGGCGCGGUGAGUGAGCUCCUCUCAGCCUUGGAGAAGAAGUCCCUGCAGGGUCUGUCCGAGCAGCCCGCCGUGGAGGUGAUAAAACAUCCGCCGCCCUCCUCCGCCCAGCCCGUUAACAAGGGGCUCAACGUUAAGGAGAUUCUGAAGAGCCUGGUGGCGGCGCCUGUGGAGGGCGUGGAGGCCGGUCUUGAGCCGCUGUCCUGCCCGGACUCUGCCGCCAAGGCCCAGACCGUUCUGCCCAUGCAGUUCCACUCCUUUGACAGGAGCGUGGUGGUGCCGGUGAAGAAGACGUCCCACGGAGGCCUCGCCGUCAAUACAGUGGGUGGAAGUCCUUCCUCUGGCCUGGUGACCCCCAAUUUAUUCGCUGCUGCCUCCGUGACCCCCAAAAGCAUGAUCAACACCAUGGGAGCUGUCGACGCCGCCGCCGCCUCCUCCACGCCCUCGUCCUCCGGUCUCGUCAAUGGCGCCACCAGUAAGAAUCUACCAGCUGUGCAGACCGUGGCGCCCAUGCCUGAAGACACGGUUGAAAACAUGAGUAUCACGUCAAAGCUGGAGAGGGCUUUGGAGAAGGUGGCACCGCUGCUGAGGGAGAUCUUUGUGGACUUUGCACCCUUUCUGUCACGCACCCUGCUGGGCAGCCACGGACAGGAGCUGCUGAUCGAAGGUCUGGUGUGCAUGAAGUCCAGCACGUCCGUCGUGGAGCUUGUCAUGCUGCUUUGUUCCCAGGAGUGGCAGAAUUCCAUACAGAAGAACGCCGGCUUGGCCUUCAUCGAGCUCAUCAACGAAGGAAGGUUACUGUGCCACGCCAUGAAGGACCACAUAGUCCGGGUGGCCAACGAGGCAGAGUUCAUUCUGAAUAGACAGCGAGCCGAAGAUGUCCACAAACAUGCUGAAUUUGAGUCCAACUGCGGGCAGUACGCCGCUGAGAGGAAAGAGGAGGAGAAGAUGUGCGACCACCUGGUCGGCGCCGCCAAGCACAGAGACCACGUGACGGCCAAUCAGCUGAGGCAGAAGAUCGUCAACAUCCUCACCAACAAGCACGGCGCCUGGGGGAUGCUGGGCCCGAGGCCGCCACACGACUUCUGGCGUCUGGACUACUGGGAAGACGACCUGCGGCGGCGGCGGAGAUUCAUCAGGAACCCGCUGGGCUCCACCCACUUGGACGUCUCCUGCAAAACCCUGCAAGAGUACGGUACAGAAGACGACGAGCUGGUCAAAUCGAAGACUCCCGUCCUCGGUCAAACCGCCACGAGCCAGAACCCUGAAACAGAUCUGAUUCUGGAGGGAGACGACGACCCGGACGGCCUGUUGCAGGAGAAGGAGGCGGACAACCUGGGCAGCGCAGUGGUUCUGAGCAGCCCGGCCCAGCUGGUCGCGCCAGGCCUGGUGGCCAAGGGGACUUUGUCCAUCACCACCAGCGAAAUCUACUUCGAGGUGGACGAGGACGAGCCGGCCUUUAAACGAGUCAGCCCAAAGGUCUUGGCGUACACCGAGGGUCUCCACGGCAAGUGGAUGUUCAGCGAGAUCCGCGCCCUCUUCUCCAGGCGUCACCUUCUGCAGACCAGCGCCAUGGAGGUCUUCAUGGCCAACAGAACCUCAGUCCUCUUCAACUUCCCCGACCAGGCCACUGUGAAGAAGGCCGUCUACAGUCUUCCUCAAGUGGGGGUCGGGACCAGCUAUGGACUACCUCAAAACAGGCGAAUCUCGCUGGCGAGCCCUCGGCAGCUUUUCAAAGCGUCCAACAUGACGCAGCGCUGGCAGAGGAGGGAGAUCUCCAACUUUGAGUACCUCAUGUUCCUCAACACCAUUUCAGGCAGGACUUACAACGACCUCAGCCAGUAUCCCGUCUUUCCCUGGGUCCUGGCCAGCUAUGACUCAGAGGAGCUGGACCUCACCCUGCCGGCCAACUUCAGAGAUCUCUCCAAGCCUGUCGGCGCUCUCAACCCGAAGCGUGCCGCCUUCUUCGCCGACCGCUACGAGUCAUGGGAGGACGAUCAGACGCCACCUUGCCAUUACCGCUGCCACUGCUCCACCGCUGCCUCCACGCUGCACUGGCUCAUCAGGAUGGAGCCGUUCACCACAUUGUUUCUGAGCGCCAACGACGACAAGUUUGACCACCCAGACCGCGUCUUUUCAUCCAUCAGACGUUCGUGGAGGAAUUGUCAGCGGGACACCUCCGAUGUGAAGGAACUGAUCCCAGAGUUCUUCUACCUGCCGGAGAUGUUGGUCAACGCGAGCGGGUACCAUCUGGGGAUGCGCGAGGACCGCGUCAUGGUGGGCGACGUGGACUUACCGGCCUGGGCCAAGACCCCCGAGGAUUUUGUGAGGAUCAACAGAAUGGCCCUGGAAAGCGAGUUUGUGUCAUGUCAGCUGCAUCAGUGGAUUGACCUUAUUUUCGGCUACAAGCAGCGAGGCCCCGAGGCGGUGCGCGCCCUCAACGUCUUUCACCACCUGACCUACGAGGGCGCCGUCAGCCUGGACGCCAUGGCUGACCCUCUGAUCAGAGAGGCCACAGAGGCUCAGAUCCGGAGCUUUGGACAGACGCCAUCUCAGUUGCUUAUUGAGCCACAUCCUCCACGCAGCUCCGCCAUGCACCUGAGCCCGCUGAUGUUCAAAGACCAGAUGCAGCAGGACGUGGUCAUGGUGCUCAAGUUCCCCUCCAACUCUCCUGUCACGCACGUGGCCGCCAACACGCUGCCUCACCUCGCUCUGCCCGCCGUGGUCACGCUCACCUGCAGCCGCGUCUUCGCCGUCAACCGCUGGCACAACACGGUCGGCCUGAGAGGCGCACCAGGUUACUCCCUGGAACAAGCCCAGCAUCUCCCCAUCGAGAUGGACCCUCUGAUUGCCAACAGCGCUGCGAGCCACAAGCGUCAGAUCACGGACUUGGUGGACCAGAGCAUCCGGAUCGGCACCCAGUGCUUCGUGGUGACAGCUGACAACCGCUACAUCCUGGCGUGCGGGUUCUGGGACAAGAGCUUCCGCGUGUACUCCUCUGAGACAGGCAAGCUGACCCAGAUCGUGUUCGGCCACUGGGACGUGGCCACGUGUUUGGCCAGGUCCGAGUCCUACAUCGGCGGCGACUGCUACAUCGUGUCGGGCUCCAGGGACGCCACCCUUCUUCUGUGGUAUUGGAGCGGCAGGCACCACAUCAUCGGAGACAACCCCGUCAACACUGAUUACCCGGCGCCGCGGGCGGUCCUCACGGGUCACGACCAGGAAGUGGCGUGUGUGGCGGUCUGUGCAGAGCUGGGUCUGGUCAUCAGCGGGGCCAAAGACGGUCCAUGUUUGGUCCACACCAUCACAGGAGAUCUCCUGCGAGCUCUGGAGGCUCCUGAACACUUCAGGUGUCCUCGCCUCAUCUCAGUGUCCAGUGAGGGACACUGCAUCGUUUACUACGAGGGAGGACGCUUCUGCAACUUCAGCAUCAACGGGAAACUUCUGGCCCACAUGGAGAUCAGUGACAGCACCAGGUCUGUCCUUCUGAGCAGCGACGGUCACAAUCUGGUGACGGGCGGCGACGACGGCGUGGUGCAAGUGUGGCAGGCGUGGAACUUCAAGCGGCUUUACGUGUACCCGGGCUGCGACGCCGGCAUCAGAGCCAUGGACCUGUCACAUGACCAAAGGACUCUGAUCACAGGCAUGGCUUCAGGAAGCAUCGUAGCGUUUCACAUCGACUUUAACCGCUGGCAUUACGAGCACCAGCACAGGUACUGACCGAGGACCAGGACUCUCCCUGGUAGACCGGCCAAGACACCGACACGUCACACAGCUGGGCGG